AUGGAUGAAGCCAUGGUUCUAGUUGGAGUUUACUUACACAAAAUUCAAAAUAAAAAUAUCUUUUUUUAUUUUUAUUUUUCAAGCUAUUUUAUAUCAGCUCUUUUUUGCUUAAAAAUCCCAAUAAAAACUUCCAAAUUGUGGCCAAAGUUAGAUAAAUUAGGCUGGGGAAAUUGCCAAUCUUUAGUUUUCAUUCAGUGUGGAUUAGUAAAAUUUAUUUAGGCUCUUUCUGCAGCUCAGGCUUGAAUGCUUUCACAGAGCUUUGUUCUGAUCGGCGCUGGGCAUUUAUGGGAUUUAAGCUCAACCAUAAAAGGAUUAAUUGGGAGUUGUCUUCAGAUAGGAAUGUUAAUCGGCUCUUUAGUCUUUGGAACUUUAGGCGAUAAGCAUGGGAGGAUUUAUUCGUUUAAGAAGUGUGUCUGGGUCAAUGUAGCGGCUUGCUUUUGUCUAAUUUUUUCAUUUCACUACUCAAUGAUGAUGUUAUUUUAUUUACUACUUGGGAUUGGAGUUGGAGGAGACUUAACACUUGCCGGGACGACCUUCAGCGAAUUUUGUCCACCUGAAAAGAGAUGGCUUUUAGCUGGAUUGUCAUGCUUUUACCCAAUUGGUGGAAUGAUAGCUUCAGGAAUAAACUUAUUUGUAUAUGGAGUUAUUGGUGAUGAAGACCAUGAUUGGCGGUAUAUUGUUGGAGCAUUUUUUAUAAUUGAGCUAUGCCUUGCAUUAUGAAGAUUAAAAUUGUAUGAAACACCUGCUUAUUGUGCUGCAGUUUAAUGAAUGGAUUUUAAAAUGUAGAUUGUAUAUCAUUUUUAUUUACUCCCCCCCCCCUUUAAAUUGAAACAAAAUAUAGGUAAAAUUCCUACUUUUUUGGGAAAUUACCCCCCCUUUAAAUUGAAACAAAAUUUUAUUAUAAUAGAAAAUUUUAUAGUAAAAAAUCAUUAUUUUAUAUGUAAAUACGUUAAUACCCUAUUUAAUAUGCUUCAAACAUAGGCAUUGCCAUAAAAUUAUAAUGUUAUUAAAUAUAAUUUACUCAAUUUAUUGUCUCUUUAAAUUUAUAUAAUUUAUUUUCUAUAAAAUUUUAUCUCUGAAAAAAUUUUUUUAUAUAUAAAUUUUUUUAUAAAAAAAUUUUCUUAACCCCCCUUUAAAUUGAAACAAAAUUUUUUGUUUCAAUUUAAAGGGGGGGGGAGUUAGAGAAAACGUGCUUUUUAUUGGAGUUAAGGAAAAGGAUAAGCCUUUAUAAGAUAUAUAUUAUGAUUGGGCAAGAAUCUGAUGCUGAAGAGACUUUAAAAAGAAUUGCGAAAGAAAAUGGCCAAUUUAAAAGCUUCACAUCCUAUCACCAAGCAUAGUUAAUGUGGCUAAAUGUGUCCUUGAUGGCGAUGCACUACAUUGGUCGCAAAAGUCACUUUAUGGCAAGCUGGGCUUGGAUCCUUUAACUCUAACCAUUGUCCAUCUAAUAAGAACUUUGCGGGGUAGGUAGCCCUAGGAGUCAGCUGGCGAUAACUCCAUGACCAGGUAUUGAUAUCCGGAUUUUUGGAUCGCGGCUUUUUUCCUUCUAUUUUCGGAGGGUGUAGCUCUUUUUCCUGUAUGUCACAUUGCCCAAAGGUGACCGGCAAGAAGGUAUCUGACUGGCUUUUACCUUCAUAGCACACAAUGGUUUAUUACCAGGGGUUUUCGUAAAUCAUCGACACUCUUGGGGAUAACGGUACAAGCCCUGUUUCUAGAGAAGAUUACUGCUUCAAAUAGCUGCCGAAUUUCUCUCAGCAAAAAAGUUAGCAUUGGUCAAAAGUGUGCGGAGGCACAGAUCUGGAAGACGUUAAGACUCUUAAUUUAACUUAUCACCAAGCUAUGCUUUCUAUUGUUCGCAGAGAAGAACUAGCUUCCAAAAAAGAAAAACUCGAAGGAUUUGAUCGCAUAAAAUCCUUAUUUUCCAAAAAAAAUAGAAAAACGACUAUUUGUAUCACGCUAGUCAAUUUUUUAACAUUUUCUGGCUAUAUAAGCCUCUUAAUAUUUAUGCCCACCUUUUUAAACGAUUUUUCACAGCUACAGAUUUACUUAAUCAUUCUUAUGCAAACAGUAAUCGCGCUUCCUGGAAAUAUUUUUGGAUCUUUCCUUGUGAGGUCAAAAUUUGGAAGAAGAAAUACUCUUGCGAUGGGCCUAAGGCUCUAUAGUUUAUAUAAGGAAAAUUUCUCUGGAGUUAUUUGGUCGAAAUUUAUCCCACAUUUGCAUGGCAAAACCGUUAGUUUUGCAAAGUAAUAUCUCAUGGGAAAAAUUUUGGUCAGGUAGAUUUCUAGGUAAAUUUUUUACCAAAAGACUUGCUGUGGGUCUAGGAAUUUCAGGAACUUUAUGCAUAUUAUUCUUUAUCGAUGUAGGCGACGCAGUCGUAAUAUUAAUUUAGACAAUCGGUUGUAUUGCAAUAAUCAAUGCUUUAAUUUUGAUUUCAGUUGGAGCUUUGACUACUAUUACUGCAGAGUCAUAUGAUACUGAGAUAAGAAGCUGUGCUAGUGGUUGGCACACUGCUUUUGGUAGGCUGGGAGGGAUUGUAUCUCCGAUGAUUAUUGGAAGAUUAUUAGAUAAAACCAAUUAAAUUGAUGAUUAAAUGCUUGCCAUGAUCAAAGACCAUUCCAAAAUAAAAAAAAAGAUGGCAAAAAUCAUACUGAAUUAUUAAGUUUUAGAAUACUUCUAAUGGUGAUACUAUAUCUGUCACAAUUUUUGCAAUCUGCUUCUUCUUAGCAGGAAUGUUUGCUUGCCUGCUAAAAGAAACAAGAAAAGUUCAAAAGAAAGGAGUUUUAAGGAUGACAUUGCAAAAAUCAAUGGCGAUACAAUCUAAUCCAAGCAAGUCUCAAGAUACUUAG
This is a messenger RNA of Blepharisma stoltei, 2843 nucleotides long. The record is from the annotation of a GenBank genome assembly. Lineage: Eukaryota; Ciliophora; Heterotrichea; Heterotrichida; Blepharismidae.